Arabis nemorensis is the source of this 267-nucleotide messenger RNA. NCBI's taxonomy places the organism in Eukaryota, Viridiplantae, Streptophyta, Magnoliopsida, Brassicales, Brassicaceae. The record is from the annotation of a GenBank genome assembly.
AUGGUUCAGAACAAACCCGAGUGGGAAGUAAAAGUGACGAACCCAACUCCAUGCACGUUCAGUAACACAAAGUUGUCAUGCACCGGUUUCAAAUCAAUCACAACCAUCAAUAGCUCGGUUCUGUCGAAACCUGGUGGCGAUGAUGCCUGUCUCCUCCACACCGGCUACAACGACAGACUCAGAGGGGGUGAACACGUGGCUUUCAAAUACGUAUGGGACCCUCGUUACGACUUCAAGAUCGCCUCCACCGAAAUCGCUUGCUCUUGA